AUGUGGACACUAAAUAAAGUUUUGGUCGUCGUCAUGAUGUCUGCGAGCUCAUCGUCACUCAUGGUUACUGCUCUGCUGAUACUGCAUCAAUUGACAGAAUUUACGUGCAACGCUCAACGACAAUGCUCUGGUCGAUUGCACAAAAAUACGACCGACUGCGGCAGCGGUGGACUAACGUGGACUGGCGCCCAGUACCGGUUCGAGUGCGAUACGGUGGAUGCAUUGCUUAGAGACGAUGGCCGUUAUGUGCCGAGAAACAAUAUUGCGCUCAGGGCCCAGAUAUGCGGAAAUGACUUGUACUUGGCGUAUCCCAGGUUGCGAUCCGGCGUGCCAGCUACUGUGGCCACGACUUGUCUGUUUACUGCUGACGCGUGUGAUGAGCCAAUAUUGACGCCAUACCCCUGCUUGUCGGUUCAGGAACAAGGUAAGUCGGGUGACGUGCAAAACGCCGUCGACUUGUACUUGGAUGCGCAGGAGGUGCUGUGGGUCCUGGACACGGGCAUUGUGCAGACGUUGGACAACGACACUCAACCGCUGAGAACGGGACCACCAAUCGUAUGGGCGUUUGACUUGAACACGCGCAAACUCUUCGAAAAAAUCGACUUGACGUGCUUGACGACGCCCAUGAGUCGGCUCCAGAAUCUAGUUGUGGACUACGACGACACGGACAGCAAGUGUUACGUGUACGUGUCGGACGCGGCCAACCGAGCAGUAAUUGUGUACGACGUAGUCGAAUCAAAGGGAUCGCGAGUGGUAUUGCCCAAGGAGAUCGCUGCAGGAUGUACGAAACGCGACGUCCUGUAUGUGGCGCUUGUCCGGGCCGAGUGCGGGGGAGGCGCUGCGGCGCUAAUUGUCACAUACUUGUCGGGUAUCAGGGCGUUCACGGUUCGGACCGAAUACUUACGCCGAGGUUCUGCUGGCAAAGUGACCGAUUUGGGCGUCAAACCAGAUAGAAUGGUGAUUUUAGGUACGGACGGAGGCACAAAACUGUUCUUCCGAUAUGACGCUUCACCCGAAGUGCAGAGCUGGGACGCGGCUCGACCGUUCACUGUGGGAAACUUUUCGCCGGUCUAUCGAUCUACCUCCUGUUUCUUGGCUACUCAGGUGAUGGCCGAUCGGGACCGGAACCGGCUCAUGGUGCUCGAGUCGAACUUUCCGGACUUUGCACAGAAUACCGUCGGCUGCGGAAUCGUGCAAAACGUUCGUGUACUCGAAGGAUGCUUUUAAGUCACGUUUGCAACUCUUUCAACCACGCGAAGGAAUCUGUGAAGAGUCACUUGACGACAUUUACUAUCUGAAAUACUGUGUCAGAUUUUAAUAAAUUAUAUAAAUCAGUUUUAAAUCCACGAAAUAAACUAACUCAAUUUACUAAAGAUUUAUUAACAUCGUUGAUAACUCCUUAUAAUGUAUCUACUAAACGGAAUUAUUUACAUUCACCAGCGUAAACUAGACGGUAUAAUUGAAUUUUAUCGGGAGUCAAUUUAGCGUCCGAUGUUAGUGGGAUAAA
Messenger RNA from Melanaphis sacchari, 1507 nucleotides. RefSeq names its product protein yellow-like. Bases 1 to 1227 code for a protein of 408 amino acids. Gene Ontology annotation, cellular component: extracellular region. The transcript is spliced from 5 exons. The record is from RefSeq and is a predicted model, not a curated record. Lineage: Eukaryota; Metazoa; Arthropoda; Insecta; Hemiptera; Aphididae.